GCUUAAUAAAUUACGAGAAAGACCCAAAAGCUGCUGUGGACUCUCUUAAGCCAUUAUUAGAGGAUGCAGUAAGUGUUAUUCCAAGAGAAUUGCAUAGAACCACACCAGUCCGAGUUUGGGUAGUCUAAUUCACUUGUACAGCAUAGCAUGGGAUCAGCUUGUUGUGUUGCUAGAAAGAAUGAUCAUAUGACCAGUAAAAUCACAGGAGAAAUCUUGCAUAAGAAUGUUAUUUAUUCACCAAGAUGGAGCUUCAGAUGGGAAAGUUGGAUCACAUAGGUCUGUUUAGAUGUCAUGCAGUAGCAAGAGAGCUCUCUAAGAAGUAGAGUUAAACUUCACAUUCUUUUCUGUUUUUAUCUUUAGCUUCCAAAGAACUGGAUGCAUUUACAUUUCUUGCGUGCAAUUUGGACGACAAUGUCCAUGAGAAUAGGUAUUGCUGCAAAUGCAGCAGCAGUUCUGCACUUUCACAGCCUGCUUUGUUUUUUCCUCCACUAAGGCAAGUUGAAGGAUUUGAAGUUCAUUAUGAACAUUUGGAUAGCUAUGCAUGAUCCUACAGAAAGCAGGACUUCCGCUAAAUCCAGUCGCUGGCCGUACCUCCGCGAAAUCCAGCCGCUCGCCAGACCUAGAAAUAGCCCUUGCUCGGUCGCCUUCACUUCCUCGGUUGCCUACCCUUGUUUUGUCGCCGGACCAGCCGCUUGGCUUCGCUCGGAGUGGCUCUCGUGUUCUCGAAGCAUCAAUCAGAACACUAUACAUCUUCGCCGUUCUUACUUCAUACCGACACCGGAGUUUCCCUUCUCACUCGUCGUUCUCGCCUUUGUCGACGCUCAAGGAGAACGAAAGCGUGAGCCAUCACCGAUCGAUCUGCACGCUGUUCAUCUGCAUCGUCUUUUCAGAUGGGAUAACCGAAGGCGUGUAGCUGGUGAAACUGAGAACAUCUCAUAUGGGGUAUCUUUUGGAUUUAGUAGAGAUAUUAUCAUGGAGAUUAAAUGGGAGUUAUCCCUUGAAAGGGGGAGUUAUUCAAAUGGAAGAAGUUCGCUAAGAAAUUUUAAGUCUCCAAUUCACGAAGAACCUUCAGACAGUGUUAUUUAUAUCUCUCGCGCGACAGUUAGAUAAACAAAAGGAAAAUGAAAGAGACAUCCAACUCUUCGCCAUACUGGCGGCACCUGGACGACUUUGAGGCUGGGAACACCGCUUAUGUUCACGAGGAGGAUCACAAGGAAACGACGUGUAGUCCUUUCGACCGUUGACAGGCUCAAGAAAUGGCGGGUACGUAAUCUCUGUUUUAUUAAAAAGUACUGCAUCUUCUCUUAUAAUCUGAUAUGCAGAUUUACAUAAUUGGGAUAAUGCAGACUUACGAGUAUGAUAAACAGGACUUUAUUCUUUACAAGUUAUUAGGUCAAACAUAAGUCUAAUUACUAUUCAUUUUGAAAAGUUCUAUUUUGUAUUAAUAAAUUAAGCACCUAAUUGGUUA
Messenger RNA from Impatiens glandulifera, 1468 nucleotides. RefSeq lists its product as uncharacterized. Gene Ontology annotation, cellular component: proteasome regulatory particle, base subcomplex. The transcript has 7 exons. Gene Ontology annotation, molecular function: ATP hydrolysis activity; proteasome-activating activity; ATP binding. Gene Ontology annotation, biological process: proteasome-mediated ubiquitin-dependent protein catabolic process. The coding region runs from base 520 to 1110 and encodes 196 amino acids. NCBI's taxonomy places the organism in Eukaryota, Viridiplantae, Streptophyta, Magnoliopsida, Ericales, Balsaminaceae. The record is from RefSeq and is a predicted model, not a curated record.